Messenger RNA from Rosa rugosa (rugosa rose), 1526 nucleotides. RefSeq lists its product as uncharacterized. The transcript is spliced from 14 exons. The coding region runs from base 217 to 1296 and encodes 359 amino acids. Lineage: Eukaryota; Viridiplantae; Streptophyta; Magnoliopsida; Rosales; Rosaceae. The record is from RefSeq and is a predicted model, not a curated record.
CUUUUGCUACAGAAACCCGGUCCGUUUUUCUCAGUUUUCUCAGUAGCUCAUACACACCCACAGAGAAACACAGAGACACAGAAACCAUUGAGCCAGCGAAAGCGAAAGCGAAAGCAUUCUCGUCGAGCAACUCACCAACUCCGCCGCGAUCGGCUUCGAUGCCUUUUCUCCGAUUACUCUCCCCAUAACCAGCUCAGAACUCGAUUACCGGAAUCCAUGGCUCUGCCUCUGGUCAAGGUCGGGAUUCUCGUCGGUGCAGGCAUUCUUGGUUCGUACCUUGCUAAGGAAGGACGUGUAUCUGAUGUGGUCUCUGGUGCGUUCAAGAUUGCUUGGAAGCAAAUGCGAGACGAUAAAAGUAAAACUCCCUCGGUUAAGAAACCAUCCAACGAUGCUUUGAUGGCUCAGAUGAACAAAAUACGGCAGGAGCUGCAGUCAUAUUCGUCAAGUGGACCAAUUACAAUUGUAACUGGGAGUCGAACAGGUGCUAGCAGAUAUGGUAUAAUUAUUGUUGUAGUAGUGGCAGGAUAUGGCUACUUUUGGUGGAAGGGGUGGAAACUUCCUGAUAUGAUGUUUGCAACAAGACGUAGCUUAGCUAAUGCUGGCAAGUCUUUUUCUAAACAGAUUGACGGUGUCUUUUCAUCGAUUUCAGUCACCAGGCGACAAUUAUCUUCAAACUUGGAUGGUGUGGACCGUAAUUUAGCUGAGAGUAUUGAAACUACUGUUAGGACACAACAGGAGGUUAUUGAACUACAAGGAAAAACAGAUUCCAUCAGCACGGAUUUUAGAAAAGUUCAACAUGCAGUGCUGACUCUGGAAACUAAGAUUAACAGAAUAGAAGGCAAGCAGGAUUCAACUAAUGACGGAGUGUGGAGGUUGUGUGACUAUGCCAAGAGAUUGGAAAAUAGCAGAGCCACAGAACGUAUUCAGGCAUCACCGUCCAACUCUUCUAGGCGACCUCUUGAACUACCGCCAGCCUCACCCUCAUCUUUGGUGACACCACCGAAGUCCUCAAGGCCAGCACUCGAGCUACCCCCAGCAUCACCCUCAAGAACUGGCUCUUUGCCUCAUGUUUUAGAAUCUGAACCACGUUGCUUGGGUUCCAAUGGAAUUCAGGAGAAUAAUGGAAUUUCAGAUGUGUUUGACCCAUCAGCUUUGGAAAGCACAAGCAAUGGAGCUUCCAGUUCUGGUCGAUUUGGGUUUAAGUACCCAACCUCUAAUACUUCAACAAUCCUAAGGACGCGAAGCGCUACAGUUGGGAUGCUGCAACAGAAUCGAUCAGCCAGUAGACAGUUCUGAUGAUCUUUGUAUAGGUCUGCCGUUAAAAUAUAUUCAUAUCAUAAAUUAUUGGUCUCCCUUUGGGGGAAACAAGCCUUGAGCCAUCAGACUGGUUAGGUUUGAGUGCCAACCUCAGAUAUAGUUAGUACCUUAGUGCCCAAGUCAAAUUCAUUGUAACUGGAUUGGGUACUGAAUUUUGCAGAGUAGUUGGCAGGUUUUAAUGGUUAUUAAAGAUUUUUAGUAUUGUUAAA